AGCUAAGCUCAAACAGCCCCCACCCCAUCCUUUUAUAUUUUUCUCUGAAUUCUGGAAUCUUCUUCUUCUUCUUCUUCUCCAUCUCUUUCAUUCAAUGGCAGAUCAACUAACCGAUGAUCAGAUCUCUGAGUUUAAGGAGGCUUUCAGCCUAUUCGACAAGGAUGGAGAUGGUUGCAUUACAACUAAGGAGCUUGGGACUGUGAUGAGGUCGUUGGGACAGAACCCCACUGAAGCUGAGCUCCAGGACAUGAUAAAUGAAGUGGAUGCUGAUGGUAAUGGAACCAUCGACUUCCCAGAGUUCUUGAACCUCAUGGCCAGGAAGAUGAAGGAUACAGACUCGGAGGAGGAGCUGAAGGAGGCAUUCAGAGUGUUUGACAAGGACCAGAAUGGGUUCAUCUCUGCUGCUGAGCUCCGUCAUGUGAUGACAAACCUUGGCGAGAAGCUUACUGAUGAAGAAGUUGAUGAAAUGAUCAGGGAGGCCGAUGUCGAUGGUGAUGGACAAAUUAACUAUGAUGAGUUUGUGAAGGUCAUGAUGGCCAAGUGAUUUCCUCUUCUGAAGUUUGCCUUUUUUAAAUAUGUGAAAAAAGACCAAACAUUCAUCAAACUGGGCCAGCUUAGGAUAAUGGUUUCUUUUUAACAGUUUUAUCCGGAUAGGUUGUACCUUGGAUGAAUGUAAUGCUCUAUUGUUCGGUGGUUGAAUCACUUUGUUUCUCUUAUUUGGUUGUCUUUGAUGUCUUCUCUAGUCUUGUACCUUAGCUGGUAAGUGCCCUGUGUUUUGGGGUCUUAUUGAACUAAGUCUAUGGUGACUGUAACUUUUUAUUUAUUUAUUGAUGAACGCAGUUCUAAUAGCUUCUUGUACCUUGCAUUUGUGAAAUAGAUGCAAACUUUUUG
Molecule: messenger RNA, 891 nt
Organism: Lycium barbarum (goji berry)
Lineage: Eukaryota; Viridiplantae; Streptophyta; Magnoliopsida; Solanales; Solanaceae
Product: calmodulin
Exons: 2
Coding region: 95-544 (149 amino acids)
Molecular function (GO): calcium ion binding; enzyme regulator activity
Source: RefSeq, a predicted model, not a curated record